Messenger RNA from Letharia columbiana, 933 nucleotides. RefSeq lists its product as uncharacterized. Gene Ontology annotation, molecular function: transmembrane transporter activity. The transcript has 3 exons. Gene Ontology annotation, biological process: transmembrane transport. NCBI's taxonomy places the organism in Eukaryota, Fungi, Ascomycota, Lecanoromycetes, Lecanorales, Parmeliaceae. The coding region runs from base 1 to 933 and encodes 310 amino acids. The record is from RefSeq and is a predicted model, not a curated record. Gene Ontology annotation, cellular component: membrane.
AUGCUUGCUCCACCAGGGUCGCAGAAAAUACUCAGCUAUAUGAUUGGCUGGCUUACUGUUAUUGGCUGGCAAGCAUCAUUUGCCACAGCCAACUUUGUCUCGGCAGCUCUUAUUCAAGGCUUGAUUGUCCUGACUCGGCUCAGUUAUGACCCUAAACCGUAUGAGCAUAUGCUAUUGUUCAGGGCGGUGAUGGCUUUCGCUGUAUUCAUCAACGUGCUUGCCAGUACUGUGUUACCGAAGUUCGAGGGUUUCAUAUUGGUCCUCCACAUAGUCGGAUAUUUCGCCAUUCUGCUACCGCUGCUGAUCCUUGGAGAACACCAAGACCCUCACCAAGUCUUUGGCCUGUGGCUGAACCUGGGCAACUUGCUUACCCAAGGGACUUCGUUCAUGGUCGGCCUUCUUGGACCCGUCUUCAUGUUCUUGGGUGCCGACGGUGCAGUACACGUCAAUCCACGCACAUCGAUCCCUGUCGCAACAAUUAUCGCCACGACCAUAACAUCCACCCUUCUUUCACUGAUAAUACUAGGCUCAUCUACAGCUUUUAACAACAUUGUAUCUAUAGCAGUCACUGGAUUGUCGGCAUCGUAUGUUCUGGCUAUCGGGCUCCUCCUUUGGCGCCGCACUACCGGCGGAAUUCGGCAUUCCCCUCUCUCAGGAUCUCAGCUCACGAACACGCCUGGUUUCGAGCUUAGCUGGGGCCCUUGGCAUAUCCCCGGCAUUGUGGGACCUGCGGUCAACUUGUUUGCCAUCAUCUACGUGCUCGUCAUUCUGUUCUUCAGCUUCUGGCCACCGGACGUGCCGGUCGAUGGCGCUAAAAUGAAUUACACCAUACUGGUCACAGGAGCGGUUCUGAUUUUUAGCGUGACUUGGUACUUAGCAUGGGGAAGACGAGACUAUAAAAGGCCGCUGAUCGAUACUGCAAGUGUGCAUUGA